Molecule: messenger RNA, 817 nt
Organism: Oxyura jamaicensis (ruddy duck)
Lineage: Eukaryota; Metazoa; Chordata; Aves; Anseriformes; Anatidae
Gene: TMEM222
Product: transmembrane protein 222
Exons: 5
Source: RefSeq, a predicted model, not a curated record
GCCCACUCUAGAUCAGCUCAUCAGGGGAGCACAGCUCUGGGUGUUUUCCCUUUCCAGCUCAAGCGUGCUUUUCCUUUUGCUUGUACCUCCCCUGCUUUCCCCUCGUGGAACGCAAUAACCCUGUCUGGCCGUGCUGUGCCGUUCGUUGCGCGGCCGCUCCCGCAGGCUCCCGGCGCGAUCGGGGCGGGGGGCAAAUAUCUCAGCCUGACGCUUCGCUUGUUGCCUCAUAGAUGGCUCUUCCCUAUCAUCGGCCACAUGGGCAUCUGCACGUCGACCGGAGUCAUCCGGGACUUCGCGGGGCCGUACUUCGUCUCGGAAGACAACAUGGCGUUUGGGAAGCCAGUGAAGUACUGGAAGCUGGAUCCUGGCAAAGUCUACUCCUCCAAUCCCAACAUGUGGGACACGGCUGUGCACGAUGCCUCGGAGGAGUACAAGCACCGAAUGCACAACCUUUGCUGUGAUAACUGCCACUCUCACGUGGCGCUGGCCUUGAACUUGAUGAGAUACGACAACAGCACCUCCUGGAACAUGGUCAAGCUCUGCUUCUUCUCACUCCUCUACGGGAAGUACGUAAGCAUAGGGGGAUUUGUGAAGACCUGGCUUCCCUUCGUCCUCUUCCUGGGGGUGAUCCUGACGGUCGUCCUGACGCUUCACCUGCGGUGAUGACAGCUGUGAGCUCCCCGUUCUGUGGGCACACGAAGGGAAGAAACUGUGACUGCUUGACCCAGCGAGGCGGAGGCACGGGACUCUGGGAGGCGUUUUCUGGGGAAGGUGGCAACUCCACUCCAUUGUAACAGCUCAUCUUUGUUUCCCGGGA